AUGGGUUUAUUUAGUAAUUAUUAUUUAUAUAACAGACAUGUCAAAGCCAUCAACCCAAUACUGCUGAUUGACAUGUCUACAUCUUUACUGUUCUACAAUAAUAUAAAAGACAGAAAAAAUAAAUCAUUUAAGUUUAUCUUAAAUAUUUUAAAAUACAUAAAAACAACACCAAUUUUUUUUAAGAAAUUUAACUUUCCAAUUAGUAAAAUUUCGCAUGUCAAAACUAUCAAUAUAAACUUAUAA
Molecule: messenger RNA, 243 nt
Organism: Vairimorpha ceranae
Lineage: Eukaryota; Fungi; Microsporidia; Nosematidae
Exons: 1
Coding region: 1-243 (80 amino acids)
Source: RefSeq, a predicted model, not a curated record